Messenger RNA from Ictalurus punctatus (channel catfish), 982 nucleotides. RefSeq names its product testis-expressed protein 12. NCBI's taxonomy places the organism in Eukaryota, Metazoa, Chordata, Actinopteri, Siluriformes, Ictaluridae. The record is from RefSeq and is a predicted model, not a curated record. Bases 209 to 589 code for a protein of 126 amino acids. The transcript is spliced from 5 exons.
CAGUACAGCGUGUGGAAACGACUAAACAAAUCAAGCACCUGUGCGAUUCGAUUCAGUUUAUUUACCACAAGUUUAUUUACUUUGUUCUCGUCCACAUUUCAUCCACAGUGAUAAGACCUAAGGAGUUAAGCCAAAGUGUUUGCCAACUGAUAAAAGCCUUAUCUUUGGGUGUUUCCCCCCUACCCCCACACCAACACCAAACAGGACAAUGACUGGUAAAGGAUCACAGAUGACACUCAGGGGGACAGACGUUAAAGGAACUAAACUGAAAAUGCCAGAGGCUGAACAUGCUGGUGCGUUUUGUGAUGAUUCUCCAGCAAAGAGGAUGAAGGUGUCUCGUACUAAAUUAGCCCCUGUGGAUGGGACUGAGGGGUUUGAAAAAGCAUGGUCAGGUGCUGUCAGAGAAAUCAAUUGCCUGUUCACAAAAUACCCAGAAAUGCUGCGAGAGAGAGCUGCGGUGGAUGCAUCACAGAUUCAGGAGCUGACGAAUAUUCUGACUGAGGCUUUGAGCUUGGAAUCACAACUUAAGGAGAAGAAGGAACACCUGAGACAGUCUUUGGCUGUUAUUUCAGACAAACUACAGGGAUAGCCAACUGACAAAUAUGUUAAAUGAAGGUAUUGGAGCUAUAUUUGAAUUCAAGUUUGAUUUAAUUUUGUGGAAGCUAAUUUGUUGUUGUAGUGAAUUGUUGUUGUGAUUCUUCUAUUAUAAUAUUUGAGUUAUGCUUCCUGUGUUAAUGUUAAAAGGAUGACUAUACAGUAUAUACACCUUUUAUUUAACAUGCUACAACAGGUUGUAAUAGCAGCAGUUGAGUUGAUUGUUAUAACAGAUUUGCAGAAUGCUUGAUGCGAGUCCUAUGACAAUAACAGACAUAUGACAUUCUCUUUCUUUGCUCAAAUACAAAGAGUACUGUUCUUUAAGUUCAAGUUUUGUAAAUCUCUGUGGGUGUAAUACAGGAUGUUGUCCAAGCAACCUAGAAAUGUA